UUUUUCUCCUUAGGUGACCCACUCCUCCUCCCCGGAACCCCUCUCCCGGGACCCUACUUCCGGUCUUCACUUAUAAGCCCCGCCCCUGCGACCCCCUCCCCGGAAGUCCCACCUCCCAACUUCAGGGGGCUCCCCGAACCCCGACUUGUUUUCUAUUUAUUGUCCCCGACCCCACUCUGUCGCCCGACUUUCCUGGAAGUCCCACCCCCAGACAUGCUUCCAGGUCCUACUACUAGAAACCCUACGUUAGUCCUUCCAAUUCCCCGAAACUCCGCCUCCUAGCGACGAUUCUCCGCCAACUCCUGUCUAUCAAAAAGCCUAUCUCCCGAAAGGGCAGAGCCCUGCCCCUCAAAGAACUAUUCGAAUUCAAGAUGCCACGCCUCUCUAGGGGUUCCUCCCCUCUAGAAGCCCCGCCCCUUCUUUAAUCCACGUCUGAUUGUCCAGAAGCCUUGCCUCCUGGGAGUCUCUCUGAUGCUCGCGUCCUGAGAGGGCCACGCCCCCUCAGGAGCGUUAUCCCUGUAGGACCCGGGUCAUCGCCUCAGAAGCUUUGUCUUCAAUCCCAGAAACUUCACCUGUUUAACAUUUCCUUGUUCUUUUUCUCUUUGGGGACUUUGGCUCAGUUUUCCUGAGCUCUCAUGCUCCAUUGGGUAGGAAGUCAGAAGUUCACAUCUCUGGCUCUGAGGAGUCAGAGAUUAGAGGCAGCCCUUUUCCUCUCCCUUACCCUCUUCCAAGGGUGGACCUACUUGAAGGGGGCUGGACUUGGGGUUUGGUACGAGAGUGGGAGGGAGACUCGCUCACAGAUUCCCAGCCCCACUCCCAGGACCGACUCCACCCCAGAAACAGCUGUUUGUCUCAUACCUGUACGUCGGGAGCUGGGUAGGGCCACGGAUUUGUUGGUGUGUAACAUGUGGGUGUGACAGGAGAGAAAGUUUUCCACCACCAGAAAACGGUGGCUUGGAGUGGGUGUAGGUAAUAGUGUCCUUUUUGCUGUUUGAUUUUUUUUUUUAAGGGACUCCUCAGGCCCCACCACUUCUCUGGCUCUUCCCCUCCCCCUAACCGGAGUUCUAGUCUGGGCAUUCCUCCUGGUCCCGCUUGCCCAGCCUUCCCUUCUGGAAGCAUUCCUGAGCUUUCGCCAUUUCCUGCUACUUUCCGCCGCUCUUGCCUCCUCCUCCCUGCUGGGCUGAGAAGCCACACGCAGCUUCUUCCAGUCACCCGGAUUCCCAGUAGCAAUCUCCUUUCUUCCUACAUAAAUUUAAAAAGCCCUACUUCCUCUUUCUUUUCUAACAAUGCUCACACCUGUUGGUCAUUCCCUGCUUCUGGAUCCUGCAGGCACCCAUAGAAUGCCCACCUCUAAAGAUGAGGACAUCCUGGUGUGUGUGUGUGUGUGUGAUGGGGGUGUGAGGCUUUGGCAGAAUACUUUCCUCAUUCUCUCUAUGCCUGGGCGCUGAGUCUUUAGGAAACAGAGUGAUAGAAUUUCUUCUCGGGAGUGGUGCAUGGAGUGGCAAAGCUCUCCUUGGAGGACUAAGUGGGAGGUGAUAAGCACAGUAUCUAACAUGUUUUAAGUGCUAGUGUUGUUCAUUGCUAUAAUCAUAUGAUAAUUUGCAUCUUUUUAUAUUCUGAAGUAAAUUUAAGGAUAGGUAAUUCUGCGGUGAGCCUGGGGGGUUAUAUGUAUCUUUUACAACUACUUUUUUGGGUCACUUUCCAACUUCCUUUAUGGCCCCCUUGAGCAGAGCUGUGGAGCAGAGCUGUGGGCGGAAGGAAUGGGUUUGGGACUGUUCCCUGUGUCCAUCCUCAGUCCUUCUCCUGGCACCCCUUUCUCCUUAGCAGAUUUGUCUUGUGCCCCCUCUGUCCCUUCAUGGCCUGUAGCCCCCACUUCUCUUGGAGAACUGUUGCACUCUCCCAUUUCCUCCAGCCAGACUCUGCCUCUGGCGUGAGGGGCAUCAUGCUCUGUGGUGGACACCUGCACCCUUCCCAGUCACUACUGCAAGAGGAGGGGUAUGAGCUUACCCACAGGUCCAGGGAGCUGACCUUAGUGUCAAUGCCCUGGCCGCCCCCACCCCUUCUACCCUUGACAGCUUGCUUCGCUGUGGAAAGGGGGACAGAAGAGUGCUUGGCAUGGGCCGCUGCUCCUUGGCAUGGUAGGCGCCAUGCAUGGAGAACAAGCCUCCACCAGCCUGUCCUCUGCUCCAGCUCCUGCCUGGUGGCUCCCUGAUGCACCACCCAGGUUGGACUUUAUUCCCCUUACUUCACCAGCUUUGCCCUUCCUCUUGGCCCCUCCCUGCAUCCACUGGGACCACGUCCUUCCUUUUCCCAUUUCUUUAGCUCCUUCCACAGCUGUGGUAGCAGAGGAUGCUAAUGGCCCAGGCUCCCUGGGGCUGCCACCCCAUGUGUGAUGGUGGGGGGUUGCCGGGGGUGGCCGGGGCUGGAGGAGGAGGGAGUUUGAGUGUUCAACUAGGACAGGAAGGGAAUUGCUGAGCUCAGGAAUCCCCUCCCUUUCCCACCCCCAGCUGCCUCUGUUUCCUCCCUUAUUCCCCCCGCUGCCCUCCCUUAGUUUCCUGCUCCCUUUGGCCUGCCUAUGUCUGGUUUGGAUUGAUGCAGACCUCCUCUUGCCACCCUCCUUUCCUUCUCACUCUUCCAUCCUUCCCUCCCACUCCCACUUUAUUCCUCUCCAGAUUACUUGUUGUUUGUACCGGGGUGGGGUGGGGGUGGGGGGGGCGGGCAUGGAUCGCUCUGCCCUGUAAGAGUUCUGGGUUGGGGCAGUGCUGGAGGCUUAGCCCCUCAGAGCCUGUGAGUCAGCACUGUCCUCGGGAUUGGUCUCUCCCCUUAGCUCCCCGCCCCUGGGGAGGAGCCAGUCAGCUCUAGGUCCAGCCUGUUCUCCUCACAGCUAGAGAAGAGGCUCCACGCUGGGCGGGGAUGGGGCCUGAAACUCUCUGGGUCUGAGCCUGGGGAGCCAGAGCCACUUGUCCCUCUCCCUCCCCAGGACCCUUGAGAUCCCUGGGCCAGAGAGGUCCGAUCAGGCUAAGGGCCUGGGAUGCCCCCUGCCUGGCCCCCUUGCCCUGACUGGCAGGGGGGCCAGGCUGGGCAGCAGCCUUCCUCUCACUCCAGCCAUGGAUCUCCUGCCCCCCAAGCCCAAGUACAACCCACUUCGGAAUGAGUCUCUGUCAUCGCUGGAGGAGGGAGCUUCAGGGUCCACCCCACCGGAGGAGCUGCCUUCCCCAUCAGCCUCGUCUCUGGGGCCCAUGCUGCCACCUCUGCCUGGGGACGAUAGUCCCACUACCCUGUGCUCCUUCUUCCCCCGGAUGAGCAACCUGAAGCUGGCCAACCCGGCUGGGGGGCGCCUGGGGCCGAAGGGGGAGCCAGGAAGGGCAGCCGAGGAUGGGGAGGGGAUCGUAGGGGCAGCCAUGCCGGACUCAGGCCCCCUGCCCCUCCUCCAGGACAUGAACAAGCUGAGUGGAGGCGGCGGGCGCAGGACUCGGGUGGAAGGGGGCCAGCUGGGGGGCGAGGAGUGGACCCGCCACGGGAGCUUUGUCAAUAAGCCCACGCGGGGCUGGCUGCAUCCCAACGACAAAGUCAUGGGACCCGGGGUUUCCUACUUGGUUCGGUACAUGGGAUGUGUGGAGGUCCUGCAGUCAAUGCGCGCCCUGGACUUCAACACCCGGACUCAGGUCACCAGGGAGGCCAUCAGUCUGGUGUGUGACGCUGUGCCAGGUGCUAAGGGGGCAACAAGGAGGAGAAAGCCCUGUAGCCGUCCACUCAGCUCCAUCCUGGGGAGGAGUAACCUGAAAUUUGCUGGAAUGCCAAUCACUCUCACCGUCUCCACCAGCAGCCUCAACCUCAUGGCCGCAGACUGCAAACAGAUCAUCGCCAACCACCACAUGCAAUCCAUCUCCUUUGCGUCUGGCGGGGACCCGGACACAGCCGAGUAUGUCGCCUAUGUUGCCAAAGACCCGGUGAAUCAGAGAGCCUGCCACAUCCUGGAGUGUCCCGAAGGGCUUGCUCAGGACGUCAUCAGCACCAUUGGCCAGGCCUUCGAGUUGCGUUUCAAACAAUACCUCAGGAACCCGCCCAAGCUGGUCACCCCCCAUGACAGGAUGGCUGGCUUUGAUGGCUCAGCUUGGGAUGAGGAGGAAGAAGAGCCACCUGACCAUCAGUACUAUAAUGACUUCCCUGGGAAGGAACCCCCUCUUGGGGGGGUGGUGGACAUGAGGCUUCGGGAAGGAGUCCCCCAGGGGGCUGCUCGACCCACUCCACCCAGUGCCCACACCCCUAGCCACCUGGGAGCCACGCUGCCAGUGGGGCAGCCUGUUGGAGGAGACCCAGAAGCCCGCAAACAGAUGCUGCCCCCGCCACCCUGCCCAGCAGGGAGAGAGCUCUUUGAUGAUCCCUCCUAUGUCAAUGUCCAGAACCUAGACAAGGCACGGCAAGCAGGCGGUGGGGCCGGGCCCCCCAAUCCUGCCGUCAAUGGCAGCGCGCCCCGAGACCUCUUUGACAUGAAGCCCUUUGAAGAUGCCCUGCGGGUGCCUCCACCUCCCCAGUUGGUGGCCAUGGCUGAGCAGCUCCGAGGGGAGCCCUGGUUUCACGGGAAGCUGAGCCGGCGGGAGGCCGAGGCACUGCUACAGCUCAACGGGGACUUCCUGGUGCGGGAAAGCACGACCACGCCUGGCCAGUAUGUGCUCACUGGCCUGCAGAGUGGGCAGCCCAAGCACCUGCUACUGGUGGACCCUGAGGGUGUGGUUCGGACAAAGGAUCACCGCUUUGAGAGUGUCAGUCACCUCAUCAGCUACCACAUGGACAAUCACUUGCCCAUCAUCUCUGCGGGCAGCGAACUGUGUCUCCAGCAACCUGUGGAGCGGAAACUGUGAUCUGUCCCAGUGCUCUCUCCUAGAAGAUACCCUGCGACCCCUUCCACCCUAUUGUCCAAUUCUCAGGACCUCACUUGGGAGUGUUCUGUGGGCUUGGCCUUGUGUAGGGAUGGGGGUAGUGUGGACAUUGGGUUCAGCGUCCAGCUGAGUGAGAGGGUUUGAGUGAGGAGCCAGGGGUAGAGUCCUGCUUCUCCCCAAACCUCACCAAAGUAUUAAUGUACAGAGUGGCCCCCUUCCCUGGGCCUUUCCUGUGCCAACUUGAUACCCCCUUCCCCAAGGUGGGUGCUGGAGGCCUGGGCAGUGUGCCUCCUUGUAAUGGAAAAUGUCCUGUGGUGAUAGGCCCAGUGGAGCAAUCACCCUUCCAGGGAAGGGGAAUGAAUCACACCCUUAGUCUACCCCUGGGCUCAGGGUACCCCAGACCCCUCUCAACAACCCUCCCUCCCAGCGUUUAAACUUUGUGCCUUUGACCAUCUGCUAGGUCUGAAGAUAUUUUAUGCAAAGAGUUCUUGGGCCCCUGAAGUCAAGCAUGGGGGUGCUGACACCUUGGCUUCUGGGACCCCGUCCUCUCCUUGCUCAGUACCCCCUCCCGUUUAGGUUGGGUGAACAGAGGCAGGAGUGGCAGCUGUCCCCUCUCCACCGGGAUAUGCAGCUCUUAGAGAUUGCCUCAGAGCCCCCUCCCAGCCAGUGGGGAGAUGGACCUGCCUCUUGCUCAGUGCCUCUUGGGUGGGGCCCCUCACCCCAGGGGGUCUAUAUAUACAUUUGGCAAGUCCAUCCCCCCCCCCAUGUUGCAUGCAUGUUAUACUCUAGAGCCAAAGUACAGCCCUUCCUCCUGUAGCCUCUGCCCUGCCUCCCCCUGCUGGGGUGGUGGGGGGAUGACUGAAGUGUCAUCCUAGGUGGAUUUUGUGGAGGUGGGAACAGGGGCACUGAGACUCUAAAGCAGUAGACAAUCCCCAGAUACCAUCGGUAGAUUUGGAACUGCGUUUUUUAUUUUAUAUGCAUAUAUUUUAGGGCUGUAGAUUUACUUUACUAAUUUGUUUUCCAUAGCUUAUUCCUGAGCACAAAAUGAUGAUAAUCGAUUUAUACAUCACCUUUUUGACUUUUCAAAGCCCUUUUACAACUAUUGGCAUUUUCCUCACCCUGGCCUUUGCCGGUAGCAUUAUCUUUUCUGAGAGACCAGAGGCCGAGUGUGAGCUAGGACUAGAGAAACUUGGACCUCCCACCGCGAGGCUGGGAGGCAGAAGUUUGGCUGAAUGGAUGUUAGUUUCACACGGGGCGGGCGGGGGCGGGGGCUUGGGGACACUUAAAACCUGCAGUUAUUGAAUCCCUUCUCCAGGCCGGGUCCUGCCGCAACGACAGAGGAGCCGGCCCUGCUCUGUCAUUAGGCCUUGUGGAUAAGGGAGCGUGGACUAUCUAAAUCCUCACCUCCCUUUUUUUUCUUUUCUUUUCUUUUUGUUUGGAUGUUUUCACGGGUCUCACUUAUACCAAAGGGAAAGAAUCUUCAUUAAAGUCCAUAUUUCUUCUA
Messenger RNA from Orcinus orca (killer whale), 6384 nucleotides. It is a transcript of the gene SHC1, whose product is annotated as SHC adaptor protein 1. Gene Ontology annotation, molecular function: receptor tyrosine kinase binding. Gene Ontology annotation, biological process: intracellular signal transduction; cell surface receptor protein tyrosine kinase signaling pathway. The transcript has 12 exons. The record is from RefSeq and is a predicted model, not a curated record. Bases 3108 to 4862 code for a protein of 584 amino acids. NCBI's taxonomy places the organism in Eukaryota, Metazoa, Chordata, Mammalia, Artiodactyla, Delphinidae. Gene Ontology annotation, cellular component: plasma membrane.